Molecule: messenger RNA, 1140 nt
Organism: Prunus armeniaca (apricot)
Lineage: Eukaryota; Viridiplantae; Streptophyta; Magnoliopsida; Rosales; Rosaceae
Source: the annotation of a GenBank genome assembly
AUGCGACCUCACACUGGGCAUGGCUACAUUCUCACCAGCCCACACACAAUCAUAUCUCCCCUCAUACGUCGGGAUGCACCCGGCCACGUAUGGGGUCUGUCAACACGCCGGCUAAUCCAAAGACGCAUGCGACCUCACACUGGGCCUGGCUACAUUCUCACCAGCCCGCACACAAUCAUCUCCCCUCAUACGUCGGGACGCACCCGGCCACGUAUGAGGUCUGUCAACACGCCGGCUAAUCCAAAGACGCGUGCGACCUCACACUGGGCCUGGCUACAUUCUCACCAGCCAUCAUACUGUCACUUAGGCCUGGCUACAUUCUCACCAGCCAUCAUACUGUCACUUGGGCCUGGCUACAUUCUCACCAGCCAUCAUACUGUCAUAUCUCCCCUCAUACGUCGGGACGCACCCGGCCACGUAUGGGGUCUGUCAACAUCCGAGGAGGUUCUACAAGCUCUAGAACACAUGUCCUGCAAGUUUGGUCCAGAUCGGACGGUCGGAUCGCUCACGAUCGCAGGAUCGGACGGACCAUCCAACGGUCCAAACCUAGCGAACCCGGAAAAUACGCGAUAUGCGAUAUCCGUUCGGGACUCUAACGGUACCCAAAAUGAGAUCCGAGCACACCUACGCGCUCGUGACAUCGAGAGGAUCACAGUGGGACAAAAAUGCCCCUCAACUACAGUGCCCACGCGCCGCCACACGCGCCGGCAGCGCGUGGGUGUCCAAAGCGAUAUCGCAUCGCCGGAAAACUUCAAAAUCAAGAGCCAAGACUCCUAUUCUAGGCUACAAAUUGAUGCAAUCCUACCCAACCAUCAGCUAGAUCAUGUAGAAGGGAUGAAUUUCCAUACCUUGAUCGCCAAAAAUGGCGGCCGGAAGACGGAGAACGAAGCCGGCGAAGUUUCGGGCGAAACCGAGCUUUUCUCUUCGAUUUUCCGGCGAAAUCUCGACGGCUGGCGGCGGGACCUGGCUGGGGUAGGAAGAGGACGGCGGCCCGGUCAUUUUGGUACCGGCCCCGUCGACUUUGGUGGCCGGACAAGAGCACGGCCGGCCAAAACGUGGCCGGCUGUUUCAGCCGUCGCGAACCAGAGGAUACGAAAGAUACGAAAGAUAAAUUAUGUUUGUGCCUGUGCACCUAUGUGA